Protopolystoma xenopodis is the source of this 508-nucleotide messenger RNA. The record is from the annotation of a GenBank genome assembly. Lineage: Eukaryota; Metazoa; Platyhelminthes; Monogenea; Polystomatidea; Polystomatidae.
GUACUUUAUCAUUCAUUCACCUAAGCCAUACUUAGUUGGACAAUGUGGAAAUCAAAUCGGAUAUCGUUUUUGGGAUUUGGCUUUGCGUGAACAUGCAAUUACGAAACAUGACAAUUUAUAUGAUGGUUGUGUGUCUUCAUUUUUCUCCAGCUCUUCGGAGCUAGGUAGUAGGAUUGCUGGAUUAAAAGCUCGAGCAAUACUUAUCGAUAUGGAGGAAGGCGUAAUCGCUGAAAUAAUGAGAAGCCCUUUGAAAGAUAUAUUUAACUUCAAACAGCUUAUAACUGAUGUUUCAGGUUCCGGAAAUAAUUGGGCAGUUGCCAACUGCUUUUAUGGGCAAAGGUUCGCUUCACGGUUGCGUUCAUCAAUUAGAAAAGCUGCAGAAUUAUGUGAUUCCUUGCAAUGCUUUUUCAUAAUUCAUUCUCUUGGAGGAGGGACUGGCUCCGGAAUUGGAACAUUUGUUUUAGAACAACUAAGAGAUGAUUACGAUGAUGUAUAUCGGUUAUGUUAA